Molecule: messenger RNA, 3076 nt
Organism: Tachysurus fulvidraco (yellow catfish)
Lineage: Eukaryota; Metazoa; Chordata; Actinopteri; Siluriformes; Bagridae
Gene: csnk1g2b
Product: casein kinase 1, gamma 2b
Exons: 12
Coding region: 708-2051 (447 amino acids)
Biological process (GO): signal transduction; positive regulation of canonical Wnt signaling pathway; peptidyl-serine phosphorylation
Cellular component (GO): nucleus; cytoplasm; plasma membrane
Molecular function (GO): protein serine/threonine kinase activity; ATP binding
Source: RefSeq, a predicted model, not a curated record
AGAGACGUAGCUAUACGAGCUUAGCCGCUAUUACCAGUUCUGUACAAGAAAUGGAUUAUUAGCUAAACAUGCUAAGUAGUAAGUUUUAGUUAUAAUUGGCCACGUCUUGUUUUGCAGAUGCAUUAAGAGCGGGAUUGAGUUCACGUGGAUGGGCGUUAAAAGGCGAUACGUGUAUUUAAGAGAUAAGAGAUAUCUAGCGAAGAAAGUGUCUCGAGUCGUCUUCGUGGUCUUCCUCUCUGCCUCUGGACUUAGACAUGAAGGUUUUAAACAUCAAAUGACUCUGAGCAGCCAUGCGGAGUCCAAGUGGACGUUCAGCGGUGCCCGAUUGGAUCCUGUAGCAGGAUUUGUGUGUGUGUGAAUGUAUGUGUGUGUGUGUGUGUGAGGUGUGUGUGUGUGUGUGUGUGUGAGUGAAUGAAUGAGUGCGUGUGUGUUUGAUUGUGCGAGUGCAUGCGUGGGUUGUUCGUGUAUGAGUGGGUGCUCAUGCUAGCACACGCUGCCUCAGUCUGGAAGUAACGAGGCACACGCCAACCGUGAAGGAUUAACGUGACGUGUACACGUCGUCGUGGAUUCAGCCGUACAGGCCGAUUUGCGUGCAGGUUUAUAUUUCUGUCCUACCCUCUCCACUAAACCCCUGGCCCUUGUUUUGACACCUCUCUGCUUUGCAUGGCCGGCGAGUAACCGUGGAGAGGCCAGGGUACCACAAGCUUAUGGAUUUUGAUAAGAGAGGUGGGAGGGCAGACGCUGACGAGGGCAGAAGGAUGUCCAAACCGGGCGGGGGGAGGCCCGGGCACACGGGCCGGGGCACAGGCGGGAACUCCGGCGUUCUUAUGGUCGGACCCAACUUCCGCGUGGGAAAGAAGAUCGGCUGCGGGAACUUCGGAGAGCUGCGGCUCGGCAAGAACCUCUACACCAACGAAUACGUGGCGAUUAAACUGGAGCCAAUUAAGUCGAGGGCACCACAGCUUCACUUGGAGUACAGAUUUUAUAAACAGUUGGGAAGCUCAGAAGGGAUCCCCCAGGUGUUUUACUUCGGGCCAUGCGGGAAGUACAACGCCAUGGUCCUGGAGCUCCUCGGGCCCAGUCUGGAGGAUCUGUUCGACCUCUGCGACCGCACUUUCUCCCUGAAGACCGUCCUCAUGAUAGCCAUACAGUUGAUCACACGCAUGGAGUACGUCCACACCAGGAGCUUGAUCUAUCGAGACGUGAAGCCAGAGAACUUUCUAGUCGGGCGACCGGGCAGCAAGAGACAGCACACCAUCCACAUCAUCGACUUUGGGCUUGCCAAAGAGUACAUCGACCCAGAGACCAAAAAACACAUCCCGUACCGGGAACACAAGAGCCUCACGGGGACGGCUCGCUACAUGAGCAUCAACACACACCUGGGCAAAGAGCAAAGCAGGCGAGACGACCUGGAAGCGCUGGGGCACAUGUUCAUGUACUUUCUGAGAGGCAGCCUGCCCUGGCAGGGACUAAAGGCCGACACACUGAAGGAGCGCUAUCAGAAGAUCGGAGACACCAAGCGAGCGACGGCGAUCGAAGUUCUCUGUGAGAGUUUCCCAGAAGAGUUAGCGACGUACCUGCGCUACGUCCGGAGGCUGGACUUCUUCGAGAAGCCUGACUACGACUACCUGAGGAAGCUCUUCACUGAUCUCUUCGACAGAAACGGCUACGUCUUCGAUUAUGAGUAUGACUGGGUCGGCAAGCCUCUUCCCACACCCAUCGGCCCUAUCCCGAGUGAUACACCGCAACCAAGCAGCCGAGACAAAGCACAGCAGCAGACCAAAGCCCAGUCGCCCGAGCCCAAACGGAGCGAGUCCCAGCCCGCUCCCAUCAGUAAGGAGACUCUGGGGUCCCAUCAUAAGAUACCUCGUUUUGGCACCUUCAUACAGAUAAUGAGCUCGACCAACGGAGAGCUGAACACAGACGACCCGACCGCAGGACACUCCAACGCACCGAUCACAGCCGCAACAGAGGUGGAAGUCACAGACGACACAAAGUGCUGCUGUUUCUUCAAACGGAGAAAGAGGAAAACCCUCCAGAGACACAAGUGAACAUCGCUCUCAGAAGAGAACCCGAGCCGCUCGGAUCACCGUCGAGUUUUAAACGGAAGCGAACACACCGCUUACUCCUUCCUCCCUCUUUUAAUCUUCCCUUCUUUUUUCGCUUCUCCACUUACUCUCCUUGUCUCGCGUUCUCCGCCCCGCGUCUAUCGCUCGGAAGCCCGCGCCGACGCUGCUCUUCCGUCGGAGCGCUAAAGGAACGUCGCUGACUUCACAACAGACUCUUUAUUCCCUUUUGAGAUGCUAAAAAUAGAAGAUGUAAAGAAAAAAGAUCCUCCCACUUACGGGGUGAUGACGAACCGUAUAAAAAAAACUAAUGACGAUGAACGAGCACCGUGACGUGAAAUUAAAAACAUGAUGCUGUCGUUGUAGAUUCCAUGCAGAACAUUUUGUCGAUCCGAGGACGCUGACGGAUCGGAUUCUUUUUUUUUUUCUUUUUUUUUUUUUUUUCCUACAGCUGUAGAGUUUUUUUUUUUUGUUUCAGAUCGGUGGGCAAAACCUGCAAAGGAAGAAAGAUUUGGUUCAUCUCAAGCUUUUUUUUUUUGGUAUUGAUCUAAAAAUCUUUGGCUGCUUUUGGAGCUGAAUAACUGGGUUGAAAGGAAACCUUCAUGUUUUAUGUUGUAGUGACCUGGGAUUUUUUUUUUAUUGCUUUUUCGUGUGUGCGCGCGCGUGUGUGUGCGCGUGUGUGUGUGUGUGUUUUUCUCUGUUCUUUUGAUGUGGACUGUGUAGCACAGUGACUGGUCUCAGGUACUGUGGAUCAUGGGGAGAUGAAUCAAUUCCAAGCUCUCGGUUUAUUAUUGCACUUUCGAAAGGCAAAAAAAAGAGACGAUGAAAAAAAAAAAAGGACAAGAGAGACAAAGAAAUCUAUGAGACUGCCCUAGGAUGAAUCCCACGCAAAGACGACGGGACGGAAUCCACAGGCGAGACGGACGCCCUCCUCUUUUAUGUUUCACAUUAGAUUUAUUUACCAGGAAAUCAUAGUUUGUGCCUUUCCAAGUAAAAUGUUUAAAGUUAAA